Messenger RNA from Acaulospora morrowiae, 188 nucleotides. NCBI's taxonomy places the organism in Eukaryota, Fungi, Glomeromycota, Glomeromycetes, Diversisporales, Acaulosporaceae. The record is from the annotation of a GenBank genome assembly.
UGGGGAUGAGAUUUCGUGAUGAUCAUAAAUUUAAAAAAUCAGAUAUCAUCACUCUUAAACUGGAGCCUUCUAAUGCAUAUGAUAAGAAUGCAAUAAAAGUUAUGGUAGCUGGCAUCCAUAAAGCCUAUAUGACAAAAGACGAGAAUAUAAGCAUAGGAGAUUUGAUGAGAUAUUAUCCUUGUUAUUGG